AUGAAGCCUAUACAAUCAAUAGUGUUUUUGGGUGUGAUACAGGUACAGGUACACUUCGUACUAGCUAUGACGUUAGUACUAACACUGAACAGGGCUGAGACAAUGACCAUAGUGUCGGCUAUACUAGGAUACAUGAACAUCGAAGCUAUAGGAGUAUUUGACGAUGUAUUUAGACCAACGCUUCACCCCCGUUGUGGUUAUCACGCCAUGCCUACAACGUAUAAAUUUACGUGUGGAGGAACGGUGCAUACUGUUGGUAUAGCUACUCAGUUUUUCCUAGCCAGUGAUACCGAAGAUGAUUCUGUAGGAAGUACUGACGAACUUAGUGACUGA
Molecule: messenger RNA, 333 nt
Organism: Diabrotica balteata
Lineage: Eukaryota; Metazoa; Arthropoda; Insecta; Coleoptera; Chrysomelidae
Source: the annotation of a GenBank genome assembly